GUUUUCAUUCACUUCAGUUCAAUAUUUGAUUGACAGUUAAUUACGAAGUUGAUUAGACCAAUUAAUUAAUAACAAAAAAAAAUGAAUUCGAUUGUUUUAAUUAGUCUCUUGUGUCUUUCUGUCACAUCAUCAGCUUCACAUCUUGGACAUUUCCAUGAAAAUCAAAUUUCCUUAUUCAAUAAAGAUGCUCCUGGACCAAUUGGUGACUUAAUCAUUAAAGUUGUUACAUCUUUAGUCGUACAAUCUGAGCAACUUUUCCCAGGUUGGAAUGAGACCAAAUCACUCGAAGAGAAUCUCGAAAACAUAAUAGACGCUCCAUUGAGAGUCGACGGAGUACCAGCCUGGGAUCCUGAUGCAACAGUCGAGGAAAAUUUAGUCGCUGGAAUAAGCUUCUUAUUAACCAUUAUUCCACUUCCAGAAAAUGACCGAAGCAAAACUAUCGCUGAAAACGUUGCUAAUCUCAUCAAUGAUGCUUUCGCCUUAAUCCCAUUUCCAGCUAUUCCAAUCGUAAUCACAAGGCAACAAGUUAAGCAAAAAGUCACUGAUCUGAUCAAGCAAAUCCUUGCUUACAUACCAGGAUUGGAUGUAAAUAAAACACUUCAAGCAAAUGUUAGAUCUUAUGUAAAGGAGAUUCUCAAAAUCGCCAAAGGAAUCGACUCUUCAAAAACAUUGAUUGAAAAUAUUAACAUUGCAAUUGAAACAACUCUUGAUCAAAUUAAAUUAUCAGGUUUCAAUCCGGAUAAAACUCUUGAUGCCAAUGUUAUUGACGUUUUAACUGAUUUUUUUACUCGAUUACCAUUUUAAAGAUUAAUUGUUGUACCAAUCAGUUGAUUGUAAUCAACAAUUGAUAAACUGAAAAAGUAAAUGAAUUAAAAAGAAAUCAUUUUAAUUGCUACAAAAA
Molecule: messenger RNA, 901 nt
Organism: Panonychus citri (citrus red mite)
Lineage: Eukaryota; Metazoa; Arthropoda; Arachnida; Trombidiformes; Tetranychidae
Exons: 9
Coding region: 82-804 (240 amino acids)
Source: RefSeq, a predicted model, not a curated record